CUGCCUUACACGGGAACGUUAUCCACGUCGAUAAACGUCACUAUAUCGCUAUUCGCCAUAAAUACGACGCUGUGAUUGGAGAAACGCGCAUUAAAACGAGUUUAUCGACGUCAAUAACAAGCCGUGCUGGUUGUUAGACUCCGGCCUAGAUGUAGUGAUGGAAAGAUGGAAACUAUUUUCUCAACACGGGUCUUGUGCUUGUGCUUGGUGGCGGUCUCUAUGACCAUGACGGUCAGUGACCAGGUCAGUGACGGUCAGCCACUGUCAGUGUCAUGCUAGAAAGAAUAAUCUGAAAAGUGUGAGAAGAGUCAGUGUCAAGCCAAAUUAAAUAGAUGCUGGAAUACAAAAAUAAACAAAGCCUAAAAUGUUAAACAUAAGAUUUGUGAGACCUUUAAUAAUUAACGAAGUCCGGUUUGUGAAGUAUCCAAACACCCUUUCACCACAAACCUCUACAUUCCCUAUACGGCACAAGUAUAAGAAGGCUUACGAGCGGCCGCCCUGCCCGCCGCCCCCGCCGUUGCCGCCCCCUCCGCCCAAAAACAGAAGGCUGUUAUGGGGCGCUAUUGGCGUAGUCUUAGCGGCUGGCGGCUUCGCUGUUUAUGCUAAAAAAAACCCCGAAGUCCGUGAUUGGCUGACCCUCCACGCGCCGUGGUUCGACGAGUUCAUAGCUGUGGCCUACCAGGAGAAUAUGACCUACCAGGAGUUUCUGGAAUGCUCCUGGGAAAGCACCAAGCAGUAUGUGGCCAGGCUUGGGGAUGAUAGUAAAAAGCCGAAGCAGUGUUCUUUGACUGAAGAUGGAAGUGAACCGGUUGAGGAUUUAGAAUCUCCUCCAGAAGAAGUUGAAAAUGAGGGAUCAGAACACGAAUGUCCUCCAGUACAGAAGCCUCCCAUCCUCACACAGGACCUGUGCGAGAUUGAAACAUGCGUGAAGACCCUCGGUGAACUGGCUCUCAAGAACAUUCUGACCGCUCGAGAUGCUUGCAUUAACUAUAAUAAGAAAGUAAUGGCAGCAAUGGAUCAGUUCACUCUAUCGUCCAUGGAUGGACUGGACGCGGCGGCGGAGGAGCGAGAGGCGCUGGUCAAGGAACAGAUGGACAGUGCGGACGAAGCCACAGCUAAGCUAGACGAGUUGUGCCGCUACUUCGAGUGCGGUGUGGUGGCGCCUGCACCGGACCUGGCCGAGACUCGUAAGGUGCUCGACCACUACCAGCGGGAGGUCAGCCGCUUGAGAAACCAGUUUGAGUGUGAGCACGAGAUGGCGAUGGCGGUGGAUAAGUAUUGGAAGAAUCCUACAAGUGUUAAUGAAUAUAUCAUCCAGAUAGAACAAGUGAUGCGAUCAUACGUCCACGAGGUGGAGACCCUGUACCCCGGUCUUCAAUACGAUAGCCCGAAGCCACAGAUACCGAAGGAUGGCAACGUGGAUCUACUGCUGUAUCAUGCCGCUAGAUAUGUGAAAUCUCUAAGAGACCAAUUGCAAGUGGCUAAUCAAUCUAUGGGCGAUAGAGUCGAUCGGGCUCUACAAUCUCUACCAGGGGAUAAGAAGGCUCGUGAUAAUAAAGUAGACGCCAGCGUCAAAAAGAAAAUGCGCGAGAUUGAUACCGAUUUUGCAGCUAAGCUGAAAAAAAUGAAGGAGGACCAUGACAAAGAGCUGAAGGCAACGCUUGAGAAGCGGCAACAAGACUUCGAGGAGUGUGUGGAUAAGAAGGUCGAGGAACAGGAACAAAUUUUGCAAGAAGAAAUGAACCAAAAGAUAGAGGAGGCACUUCAAGCGGAGAGAGAGGUGCUACAGAAGGAGUUGGACGAAAUGGCCGCCAAAGUCAAAGUUGUAGAAGAGGGCACGAAAGAGAAGCUGCAAGGUUCGCAGCAGUCAGGACGCUCGGGACGCCUGUACCGCAGCGGCGCCGCGCUGCUCGCCGCCACGAGGCAGGCGCGCCGGCGCGCCGCCGUCGCCAGUGAGAUCAGCGACCUUGAGAGCGCUGCUGGAUUAUCAGACGAAGGCGAAGACGAAGGCGAAGGCGAGGCGGACAAGCUGAUGCUGGCGGUGGUGGGCGCGAUUCCGGCCCGCGUGAGGAGCGAGGGGGUCGCCACGGAGACGGCGCUCCGAGAGAGAUAUGAUAGAAUGGAGCGAAUAGCGCUACGGGUGGCGCUAGUGGACUCCACGGGGGGCCCGCUGCCGGUCUACUUCAUGUCCUAUCUGCAAUCUCUGUUCCUCUUUAUGAAGUUGAAUACCAUUCCUAAAUGUGAACUAGAAGUGAAUCCAGAAGAGCCAGUACCUAGUGACUUGGACACCUUCGAUCUGCUCCAAAGGGCGCGGUAUAGUAUUCAUUUAUUUAAAUAAGCUGUG
Molecule: messenger RNA, 2344 nt
Organism: Plutella xylostella (diamondback moth)
Lineage: Eukaryota; Metazoa; Arthropoda; Insecta; Lepidoptera; Plutellidae
Product: MICOS complex subunit Mic60-like
Biological process (GO): cristae formation
Cellular component (GO): MICOS complex
Source: RefSeq, a predicted model, not a curated record